This is a messenger RNA of Cornus florida, 999 nucleotides long. RefSeq names its product protein STRICTOSIDINE SYNTHASE-LIKE 12-like. Gene Ontology annotation, biological process: biosynthetic process. NCBI's taxonomy places the organism in Eukaryota, Viridiplantae, Streptophyta, Magnoliopsida, Cornales, Cornaceae. Bases 1 to 999 code for a protein of 332 amino acids. The transcript is spliced from 3 exons. Gene Ontology annotation, molecular function: strictosidine synthase activity. The record is from RefSeq and is a predicted model, not a curated record.
AUGCCAUUCAUCUCAAGUCUCCCAACAGGGGCCAUGCUGUCCAUUUUCCUUCUCUUCUAUCUUCCUCGUGUGGCUCUUUCUAAUCCAUUUCCAUCCUUUAACAAACUUCAACUUCCAGCCAUAGGUCCGGAGGCCCUCGCUUUCGACCAGAAGGGUGGACUUUACACUGGUGUUUCUGAUGGUAGAAUACUCAAAUAUCAAGGUUAUAGUGACAGUUUCGUUGAUUUUGCCACUACUUCACCACACACGACCAAGGCACUGUGUAAUGGCACAAAUGACCCAAAUUUGGGAGCCAUCUGUGGGAGGCCACUGGGCUUGGGUUUUAACUAUCUAACCGGCGAGCUCUACAUCGCUGAUCCAAAUUUUGGCCUAUUCAUGGUGGGAGCCAAUGGAGGUCUGGCUACCCAAAUUGCUAAUGGUGUUGAAAAUAUGCCGUUUGCCUUCCUCAACGCCUUGGAUAUUGAUCCCCAAACUGGAACAGUUUAUUUCACAGACUCUGGUGCUAUUUUUCGGCUAAAUAACAUAACUCAGAUUAUUCUUAGUGGUGACACUACUUCAAGGCUGCUGAAAUACGAUCCAAAGACAAGAGAGGUCACAGUGUUGCUAAGGGGGCUCUCUGGAGCAACAGGGGUGGCGGUUAGUAAAGAUUGCGCAUUCGUCCUAGUGACAGAGCUAAUUGCAAGUAGGGUUAGAAGGUUUUGGAUCAAAGGUCCGAAGGCUAAUUCUGCAGAAGUAUUGCUAAACCUCUCAGGAUAUCCUGAUAACAUUAAGAGAACCAUAUUGGGAGAUUUUUGGGUGGCAGUGAGCAUCCAAAAACUGCAGCCUAUGCCUACUACCAUUCCCACUGGACAACGGAUCAACGGAUUGAGAAUGGUUUUGGAGACAGUUGCUCUUGAUGCUGAAUACGGCGCGACAUCAGUUAGUGAAGUUCAAGAGUAUGCUGGUGCAUUAUAUAUAGGGUCUCUGUCUGCUAACUUUGUUGGUGUAUACAGGAAAUGA